Messenger RNA from Engraulis encrasicolus (European anchovy), 1216 nucleotides. RefSeq names its product arrestin domain-containing protein 3-like. NCBI's taxonomy places the organism in Eukaryota, Metazoa, Chordata, Actinopteri, Clupeiformes, Engraulidae. The transcript is spliced from 6 exons. Gene Ontology annotation, cellular component: cytoplasm; plasma membrane. Gene Ontology annotation, biological process: protein transport. The coding region runs from base 171 to 1160 and encodes 329 amino acids. The record is from RefSeq and is a predicted model, not a curated record.
AUCACUUCCAAACAUCACACGGGCUAUUUAACAAAGUUAAGAAAUGUCGUGAUCGGGCCGACACAGUGAGAGUAAAUAGAAGUGAAGUUUCAAGGAAGUGUUCAAAGGGAGGAAUUCAGGGUGACGCCGCUUGAAGUUGGAACGACGCCCCCGUGGCAGCUGUAAACAACAUGUUUGGGGAAACGUUCAAAACCUUUUCUGUAAAUUUCGUCUCGCCUAACCCGACAGGCGUAUUUCACAGAGGUGAGGUGGUCUCGGGCGAAAUGCGCUUUGAGCUUUCCAAGCAAGUCAAGAUUCAGAAAAUGACAAUGACCGUCAAAGGCAAAGCGAAGGUUCAUUGGACCACUCGAAGCGGAAGUGGGAAACACCGCCACACGAACCAUCACCAUGGAAAAGUGGUAUUCUUUCAGCUGGGAAAUGUUGUUCUGCAACCCCAGGAUGGUUCGGAAGAACUCGUUCUUCAACCGGGGGUUCACGUGUACCCCUUCAGCUGCCUUCUUCCCCAAGGAGAUUUCCCAUCCACCUUUGAGGGGAUUCAUGGCAAGAUCUCCUAUGCAGUUAUCUUUGGGAUUCACAGAGCAUGGCACAUGGAAAAAACCUUUGUCUCAGAAUUCAAGUUUGAACGACUGGUCGAUAUCGGUGUUCCUCAACUUUUGUUGCCCCUAUCGGCCACCACCAGUAGGAACCUUGUCUGCUUCUGCUGUGUCUCAGGGGAGGUGUCUAUGGAUGUGCAGAUGGAGAGAAAAGGCUUCAUUCCUGGUGAAACUAUAAAAAUAACGGCUGAAUUUGGGAACGGCACGUCCAACAUUGUUGAACCCAAAGCGACUCUUGAGCAGACAGUGACCCAUUACACCAAUGGAAGAGGACUAAAGCGCAUCGUCGCCAACACCCUGAACAGCACCAGGGGGCAGCCUGUGGAGCCAAACACCUCAGACGUUCGCCGUGAUAUGACGCUUACCAUCCCCGGGAAUGCCUACGCGACCCUGGAAAACUGUGAGGUCCUGGUUGUCGAGUACUCAGUCCUGGUGAGUCUGAAGGUUGGAGGAUUCUCUGGACUAAAGGCCGUGUUCCCCAUUGUGAUUGGCAGCUGCCGUCUGCAGCCUCAAGUGCCUCCGCAAGACUUUCAGCCACCCUCUUACAAUGCAGCCUUGAACAUGUAAUGUGCUCAACUUGAAAAAGAAUGGUCGUCGCACACUCAGAACUUCAUGCAGUUACA